AUGAGCGACGUCGAGCCUUCAGCUCUUUCUUCUGUCCGACCUGACUGCCAACCUCCUUCAGUCCCUUAUAAUCUGACCACCGUCGUUGAGGACGAAGAAUCCGAACACGUUCAAGUCGUUCACACUCUUGAAAUCACCCAUGGUAACUACUUUUCUCAAAUCGUUUCCACCUGUACCCUCUCGUUUCUCUUACCUGAUUUGAGUGAACUUUUCAAAUCGAUUUGAAGACUUAUUCUAUCUUAAUAGCCCUUCUAGAUCCAUUUCUAACAUUAUUUAUUUUCUAAGCACUCUUUCAAGCUCAUAAACUAAUAGAAAAACCUCAAUCGCUAGCCCAAAAUGAAUAAAUCACCGAACCUUUAGACACCUCGAUUUCAUAUCAUGAUAGAGAUGAUAAAUUUGAUCGUCUUCAUCAGCUUUAUUAUUUUUUGCAGCUGCCGCGUACACCGACGCGUCAGGCCGAGAUCCGAAACACAUAAUCGAAGACGCCAUCGAGGAGAACGGCGACGAGUUUGUCCCGCACUACGAGUACUACGAAGGAGCCGACGAGUUCCCCGUCAAACAGCCGCAGGAGCAGACAGUCGCCCUCAUAGUUGCACAACCGGCAAAGCUUCACACCAUGGCUGUGAUACCAGGUAUAUCCAUUCUCGAUUUUUAUUUGCUGAACAUAAUAAUGAAAAAAUUGAUUCUACUUGAAACUGAAGAGCUUUCUGGGAAUUUUCCGAACCAUCUCAUGUGAACUAUAGAAAUCUCAGUUUACAAAAUUCAAUUCCUUUUGGAAGCAAAAGCUUUGAAUGUCAAUUUUAUCGCUCAAUGCACAGAAAUCGACUUUUGAAACAGCGCUUCUUUAAUAAAAAGUGAAUUCCGCCGAUUCAACCCAGAUUAUCCAGCGAUUUAAUGAUGGCUGACAAAAAUUUAGGAAUCUGCGUGAGGUCGUUCAUCGACGUCGUGGCCUGCACGUUCAGCGUGUUGCUGAUCAUCUUCCAAGACGUCGUGCUCGACCUUUACUUCUACAAGAUGGCCGAAGAAUACGUCUGGGCUUUGUUCAUAGCGGCAGACUCCCUCGUCGUCUGCGGCCUUAUUAUUUCGGCUGUCGCCGCCAUCAAGUACAAUCAGAAGCAGAUGGAAGAAGUUUGUUCAGUUGGUGAGCCCGAAUUAUCUUUUAACCGACACUGAUUAACUUUUUUUUAGAUGGCCGAAUCAAGUACGCCUUCAUUGCGUGGCUUGCGUACGCCUUGCUGCUCAGCGCCAAGCUGAUCGCCUGUUUUUUCAUUUUUUACAAAGAGGUGAGAAAUUUUUUUUAAAUCCUCAUUAAGAUUUCUAUAUGAGCAUAUGUUCACUAGAUGUAGUUUUUCACGGUGAUUCCCAUUUUGGUCAUUUUUCGAAUCCGUAUUAUUCUUUUAGCCAAAAAAACCAUUACUUUUUUUGAAAAACUAUUUUUGAGCAUACUUACUGAAAAAUGACUUCAGCUGCCUCCCGUGCCCACCGACAACAACGACAAGCUUUUCGACGACCAGACUUUCAAGCUCGCUUUGUCGUUGUCCGUCCUCAUCUUCGUGUUCAUCUUCGAAACUCAUCACUACACGCCGCUCAUGUCCAACCGUCAGGUCUUCAUCUCCUACUUCCUCGUCAGCAUUUGCCUUGACCUCGUCGACAACAUCUACUUCUUAGACCUUCUGUGGCAGGCUGUGGUGAGUUUUUAUCUUUUUUUCAAUCAUAAGUAGGACCCAUUUGAUUCAGAAAGAGAGCUGGACCCUGAACUACUGGAUCGAAGUGGCCAUUCUGGCGGUCGGAUGCGUCAACUUCGUGAUGCCGGCGUUCUCUCUACUCAAACUGCGAUUUGCCCGUUUCCCGCGCUAUUUCCUAGUCAGCGACAAAGUCUGGGCUCUCAUCUACGUUCUGAUCGUGAGUUUUUCAUAAAUCUCUUUAUUGUUACUCUAUUGAAUUGUGGACGGAGUCUACGAAGAGUCCGUAAACUUUAAAAAUUCUUUUCCUUUUUUUUUUCGAUUUUUACGUUUGCAUCAAAGCUACCUUUUCCACUGUACACGUUCCACUUCAAAACCAUCAAAAAAAAAAUACGAUAUUGCCUUGAAAACUUCUGAAACCUAGAAAAAUCAAUGCAAGCCAAUGAUGUUUACAUUCAAGACAUAUCAAAAAAAAAACUCAGGAUUUCAAAGCUUCAUACUGAAACUACUUUUUUUUUCAUCAAAAUUAUAAACUCCAAGCUCAUUUGAAUCAAUUUUUUGAUGAAAUUGUGCUCGAAGUUGAAAACCUGAACAGUCUACAGCCACGUUCAUUGGCCACCCUCUUUAUCAAACUACUUCAAAAUUCUAGGUGAACGGACCGAUGCUUGGACUGAGGAUAUACCUAUACUACCACCUGGAGGUCGAACAACACGGCCAUCGCUACGACCCUUCCCUGUUCGCCGUCAAGAACAUCGCCGUGAUCUACCUGGCGAUUCGCGAGCUCUGGACCCGACUACAGUACUGGCGACUCAAAAGACGAGCCGUCGGGUCUCGAGGCGAGUUGACCGCCUUGCCGCAGAUCGACGAGGACAACUGA
Messenger RNA from Caenorhabditis auriculariae, 2559 nucleotides. Lineage: Eukaryota; Metazoa; Nematoda; Chromadorea; Rhabditida; Rhabditidae. The record is from the annotation of a GenBank genome assembly.